Messenger RNA from Platichthys flesus (European flounder), 3003 nucleotides. RefSeq names its product zinc finger, FYVE domain containing 27 (gene zfyve27). Bases 334 to 1602 code for a protein of 422 amino acids. Gene Ontology annotation, molecular function: metal ion binding. Gene Ontology annotation, biological process: protein localization to plasma membrane; positive regulation of axon extension; vesicle-mediated transport. Gene Ontology annotation, cellular component: growth cone membrane; endoplasmic reticulum tubular network. Lineage: Eukaryota; Metazoa; Chordata; Actinopteri; Pleuronectiformes; Pleuronectidae. The record is from RefSeq and is a predicted model, not a curated record. The transcript has 14 exons.
UUCUGCCUGGACGAAAGGCGGAAGCGGACGUUUCCGGAACUACACGAAGCUAAUAACAAAGCUAACAGCGACAAGAAGUCCUGCAGUUUCAAAGAGAACUAAAUAAUAAUAAUAAUAGUUUCUCCGCAGUCAACCCGGCACCGCCGUGAACCUUAUCGCUCUGACCGGCAGGUGCUCAUGCCGGAGUCCAGGCUGCUGUCAUGUUGACCGGGCCGGGUCAGGCUCUUACUUCCUCCGGGCUGACGAUGGUGUCGGUGGGACUCGCUAGUAUCGCCUGAGCUCCUCCAGGCUGCUGCCUCACAAGCUGGAUGUGGUUGGACUCUCAGCUCAGGAAUGACAAUGCACAGUAGCGGAACAUCCCAGGACCCUUCACAGGGUACAGGCGAACGGGGAGAGCUGGUUCACACCCUGUCCAAAGAGUCUCCAGACGCCUCUGAGUUGGGGAGUCCUCGGUGUAUACCACACUUUGACCUCCACAACAUGGUGGUUUCCUAUAAGAGAAUCACUCUGUUUUUAGAACCAGUUGCAGAAGCAAUGGAUCUGGGCCGCUUCUUGCUCGGAUGGAAGAUACCGGUGUGCUCUCUGCUCGUGUGUUUAUUUCUUAAUGUCUUCUUCUGCACUGUUAAUGAAGCGGGCUGGUUCUCAGUGGCUGUGGCAUUAGUGUUGGCGCCUGCUGCCUUGGGUUACCGGCAGGACAGGUGUGGGGGCAGAGCCUCUGAAGCUGAGCUCCAGAAGAAGAGCUAUUACACUGUGCACCGCAGAGACCUGCAGACAGUGCAUCUCACCAAACAGGAGGCCAUGCUGGAAGUAAAAGACCUAUUGAAGCAUUUAGACGACAUGUUGUCCUCUGCCUGUCAGUCAGCAGAAGCUAUUGAAAAGGUCCUGCAUUGGGAUAAUCACACCAAAUCCUCAAGGUUCUAUGGAGUGAUGUUAAUAGUGGUGUGUCUCCUCUACCUUGUUCCUGUGGGCUGGGUGCUGGCUGUGCUCAACAGCACCAUCUUCCUGUGCAACAGAGACUUCUACAGAGUUUUGUUGGACCUCAGAAAGUUCUUCCACGUUGGCCAGAGUAAGGCUUCAGAGGGUUUGUCUGAGGAACAGGAACAAGGAAAUCUACUGGACAGGACCCCCACACCGACUAGUCUGGAGGACCUGUCUCCUGGCAGUGUAGAGGAGGCUGAGGAAGCAGAACCUGAUGAUGAAUUCAAAGAUGCCAUUGAGGAACAUUUGAUUUCCCUGCAGGAAACCCCUUUGGUCUUAGUGGAGGAUGACGAAGGGCCUCACGGGGCCCCAGAGUACGACACCAUCUCUGAAAAUGGCCUCUUGAGCCGCAACGAGCCAAUUCGUAGCAAGGUGUCCAAACUGACAGAGAAGCUGCGUAAACGCUACCCCACCAGCAGCACAGGCAACUGUUCGAGUUGCAACGCUGUCUUCUCCGUGCUGAAGAAAAGGAGGAACUGCAGUAACUGUGGCAACAGCUUCUGUUCCCGAUGCUGCUCUUUUAAAGUGCUGAGAGCUUGCAUGGGGGCAACCGCUCCAGAGGCACAGAGAGAGACAGUGUUUGUCUGUGCUCCUUGUAAUUCCUCUCUCAUCAAGUUACAGUGACAUGACAUCAGUUUAUCUCCCGGUGGCCAGUGGAAGGUCCUUCACGAAUCACUGUAGCCCUCACACACACCUUGGUGUUCAUGUUAAGACACCUAAUGUCUGUUAAGAUACCUCCUAUGUUGGUCCUGCCUUUUCCAGUCAAAUCCCUCCCAAGCUACUUAUCAUUAUAGGACUUCUACUGUAACAUGUUACAAAUUUCCUGUGACAACUCUCCUUGAAGAACUGGACCUUAUGAAUAAAUGGGAGUCAAGACAGGAAAUAAUAGUAUAAACAAAAAUCCAGGGCCGUGCUUUUCCCCUCGCUAGGCCGAAGGAAGUAUGAAGCAUGCAAGGUGUAGGCCCGGAUUGUACUGGUGGUGUUAAGUGAUAGUGGGAGUUUGACUGGAUGUCGGUGGUUAUGUUUUUACAUACCUUUUCUUGCCACAAAUUUAAAUCCACUUGAAUGUUGAUAUCUUUAGCCCAAUUGGAUGUUCAACUGUAACAUCCUGCCGAGAUAACUUCUCUGUACGAACAAGACUAAGCUACCACUGGAAAACCAUGUGUUAUUUUUUAGAAUGGUGAGGAAUAUGAUGUUGUUAGCUGGGCACUGCAGAAAACAGAGUUCUGUUUAUUUGGAUGAACAAAAUAUGAAGCUCUACGUUCGGCUUUACAUGCCGGCAAUUCAAAACCCUUUUUCCUCAAAGACUUGUUUGUUGUCCCGCAGUCCACAUCGACCUGUGGCUGGUCAGCAGCUCUGUGUGAUUAUGUCUGGGCUUGUCCAACUAUUCCAGGCCAGUGAUUUUGGUUGACUUCAUGUUUUUAAUAAUUGCAUUUGCUCCUGCUGCAACCCGCACUGCAGUAUGAUAGACGGCCGUAUUCUACUUAUUAUGAACAAAUUGCUUUAUUCUUCACCCUGAUUGUUGUUUAUUCCUGUGUAGACAUGUCAAACUGGUUUCUUUUUGGAGCAUAGAGACCACCUCGAAAACUGUAUCCCUGCCGCUAGAGCUUCUCCUUUUAACCGUAUCAAAGUCAAUCCAACUGGAUUCAAUUCAUCUGAACAGACUGAGAAACCAACUGAAACCAGCAUCAGAGCCUCACACUCUUGCAAGCGAGACUUAAAAGAAUCCAUGUGGGGCGUUGUAGCCCAAAAGCUUGGUCUUUGAUGGCAAACCGGCGAAACGAUGACAAAGCUGUUUUAACGACGAUUCAGACAAGGAUGAUUGUAAUUGUGUGCUUUGCUUUUAUUGAAAUCAUAUAAGCUGUUACUGUAAAUUUUUCUUCUAUAUCUAAUAUAUUUAAGUUAAAAGUCCACAAAUGGGAAAUUAUUAUUUGACCCAAUGAUGAAUUCUGUAUAUAUUGGCCCAUAUUUUAUUGUUAAAACAAGCCAUUAUUGAAAUAAACUCGAUGAUUUCAUUAACUUAAA